AUGCUAUUGGAUCCUUCCAAAGAAGCCUCGCCUACAACCAUCUGCAACACUUCCACCAAAGAUUCUCAUGUCUCUCUUCAUCCCAAUGCUAAAGUGCACCUGCCCUCGGUGACUUGUUUAGGCAGUGAAAGUCGAGAAGGCAGCGGCGACAAAGAAGAAGAGGAAGAAGACGAAACACAAUCGGAGCAGGUCAAUAAAAGCCGGAGCCGAAAAAAGGUGAUGAUGGCUGUCAUGAUGGCUGAAAAGGAAACCAUACCAGUCUGUCCUCUGUCUGACAGCGGCUACACCAACUCGAAGUUGGUCAACACCUCGAGUGGACCAGCUGGAUGCGCAGAGGAUGAGACUUCUGUGGCCACGCCAACAACCUCACUGACUAGCAGAUAUCCACCGGCAUCGACGCACUCUCUGCCGAUAUCGUGUUCCGGCCCCUCGCUAGCUCUGGCGUCAGCUGACAAUCAACCAGAUCCGGCGUCAAAUCAUGUGAAACAAUCCGACGACUGGACGCAGGGAACAUCUGUUCACUCGGCUCUUGGAUCAGCUGAUACCGUUUUCGAUUUGCGAAAAGGGCAAAUGAGACUCUCCUGUUUGAUCGCAUCCAAUAUCAACUCCGAUAUUGCCGCCUCCUAUCACCAAUACCAGAGCCAUGAGCUGGACGACUUGAUGUCGGGCUCGAGUGAUCGUCUAAUGGAUUUCGAGAAGCUGAUCCAUCAGCAGGCAGAGAUGACGGCCCACACUGAGGAUCUGUCGAGACAACUGGGGCAGAGUGAGCGUGAAAGACUCGAGGCGAAGCGCUUGUGCACAUCCCAUCAGGACAAGUGA
Protopolystoma xenopodis is the source of this 819-nucleotide messenger RNA. Lineage: Eukaryota; Metazoa; Platyhelminthes; Monogenea; Polystomatidea; Polystomatidae. The record is from the annotation of a GenBank genome assembly.